This is a messenger RNA of Rhagoletis zephyria (snowberry fruit fly), 1416 nucleotides long. NCBI's taxonomy places the organism in Eukaryota, Metazoa, Arthropoda, Insecta, Diptera, Tephritidae. The record is from RefSeq and is a predicted model, not a curated record.
AUGGGCGACGCACCAUCUCAUCUCGAUGAGAUCGUUAAAAAGCAAAACUACGAGAAGCUCAAGGAAGAGCUGUUGAAGAAGAAAGGGUCACUUUUCAAGGACGACGCCUUUCCGCACGAGAAACAGGGCGAGUACUUCAGCGAGGGACGACUGGCCGGAAAGGAGGUCAAGUGGCUUCGACCGCACGACAUCUGCAAGGAGCCGCACUUUAUUGAGGGCGGUGCCACGCGCUUCGACGUCGCACAGGGCAAACUGAGCGACUGCUGGUUCAUAGCGGCCGUCUCCACAAUAACUUCCCGAAAGAGCCUUUUCGCAAAGAUCGUCCCAGCGCAGUCGUUCGCUAAGGAGGACUACGCCGGCAUCUUUCGCUUCUGCUUCUAUUUCUACGGAGAAUGGCUGACCCUGGUCAUCGACGACUUCCUGCCCACCGUGGACGGCGCCCUCGUGCUCGGCCACUCCGCCUCAAAAAACGAGUUCUGGCUGGCGUUGUUGGAGAAAGCGUACGCCAAACUGAACGGCGGUUUUGAGGCACUGAACUUCGGCAACGCCUGCGAGGCCUUCGUCGACUUCACCGGCGGCGUCGCCGAGAUCUUCGCCUUUGAAACGGGCAAAGACGUUCCCACCGAUCUCUUCGCCAUUCUCUACCGGUACUACCUGCGCAACUCGCUCGUCUGCACGUACAUCAGUCGGAAGGAGGGAAAGGUUGAGGACGAGCUGACGAAUGGCCUCAUUUUAAAGCACGAGUACGCCCUCACAGGAAUGUGCCGCCUCUGGUACAAGGGCAAAGUGGUCCGCCUGCUUCGCCUUCGAAAUCCCUGGGGCCGGUGCGAGUGGAACGGCCCCUGGUCGGACGGCUCCCCAGAGUGGAAAUCCAUCUCUGCUGAGGUGAAGGAGAAGAUUGGCUUGAAGAAGUUCGACGACGGCGAGUUCUGGAUGCCCUACCCGCACUUCAUUGAGUACUUCAACGUUUUCGAGUGCUGUCACGUGGUGAACGCCGGCCCGGGCGUCAGCUCCUCGGAGACCUAUCUGUGGAACUACUACGAGCAGACGGGCGAGUGGAAACAGGGCGUGUCUGCGGGCGGCUGUGCCACACACCUCGACACUACCUUCACCCUCAAUCCAAUGUACGUGCUGACCAUCGCAGAGGCGGACGUGGAGGAUGAGGAGGGUGAGGAGAACAACCUCAACACGGUGGUCAUCUCGCUGAUGCAGAAGUACUUCCGCUACCGAAAGAUGGUCAAGAAGUACACGCCCAUUCGCAUUGGCUUCGCCAUCUACCUGGUGGGCGAACUGUCCGCUGAGGAGCAGAAAAAGGGCGGUUCGCUGGUUCAGGCGAAGAAGGACCAGUUCACGGUGGAGAACUUCUUCAAGACAAAGCACAGCAUCGCCCGGGUGGACUUUGCGGAGAGGCGAGGG